CUGCGCCUUCCCCUGCGGGCAAGUUCCCGUCGGGAAGCUCCAGAUUGCUAAGAGCGAUUCACCGGCAAGUCGCGGCUCGGGUUUUGCCCAUGCAAUGGGGUGAACGGCCCGGCGCUCAGGCAGAUGUUCCUCGCACGGCUGGAGGGAUAGAUGAUAGAUGAGAUCCAAAUCUACGCGCGACGAAAGGCCUGAGAGGAUUGAAAAAAAAUUCAAAGUCCGACCCACUUACGUCGUCUUCGAUUUCCCAAACCUGAAAGGACAUGGGAAUCUUAUUUCCACCGAAUUCCCGGGCCUCAUGCUUGUUGAACCCCAACACAUAAUUGCGGCGAAUCGAGAGAGGAAGGAGAAGAGACUUGUUGUGCCCUGAGAAUACUUUCGGCAGGCGCCACAGCAACAGCUGUUGCAGCGGACAUGAAAACGGACCCUUUGGCAUCUGAUGAAC
This is a messenger RNA of Mycena citricolor, 442 nucleotides long. NCBI's taxonomy places the organism in Eukaryota, Fungi, Basidiomycota, Agaricomycetes, Agaricales, Mycenaceae. The record is from the annotation of a GenBank genome assembly.